Radiomyces spectabilis is the source of this 1395-nucleotide messenger RNA. RefSeq lists its product as uncharacterized. Gene Ontology annotation, cellular component: cytoplasm. Lineage: Eukaryota; Fungi; Mucoromycota; Mucoromycetes; Mucorales; Radiomycetaceae. The transcript is spliced from 6 exons. Gene Ontology annotation, biological process: NADPH regeneration. The record is from RefSeq and is a predicted model, not a curated record. Gene Ontology annotation, molecular function: oxidoreductase activity; nucleotide binding. The coding region runs from base 1 to 1056 and encodes 351 amino acids.
AUGUCCAACACUCAACAACCUAUUAAAGUCGGUAUUAUCGGUACUGGCAUCUUUGCUUACCGUCACUUGCGCGCUUACCAAGCAUUGGGAGCCGAAAAAUAUCAGUUGGUGGCAUGUGCCAACCGUUCCCGGGAUAAAGCGGUGAAAUUUGCUGCUGAGGCGGGUAUCCCAGAGUCAGCCAUUUAUUCGGAUCCUCUGGAAUUGAUCAACGAUCCUAAUGUGGAACUCAUUGACACUCUUUUGCCGGUUCAGUACAACCGCGGUAUCGUCGAAGCCGCUAUUGCCGCCAACAAGCAUAUCAUUUUUGAGAAGCCCAUUGCGGCUUCUUUGGAGGAUGCUCGCAAAAUUGUGUUGGCAGCACGCAAGGCCAAGACCGUAGUGGCUGUGGCCGAAAAUUGGGCUUAUCAUCCUUUGGUUACGGCGGUUGGUUCGUUCAUCGAAAAGGGCGGUAUUGGUGAAAUCGUCAAUUUCACCUAUGACUCCACUCGUCCCUACAGUCCAAAUUCCCCUUACUAUGCAACCAACUGGCGUAUGAACCCAGAACAUCCAGGAGGCUAUCUUAGCGAUGGUGGUGUCCACGAUAUGUGUCAUCUGAAGAUCGCUUUGGGAUGGUUCGAUACAGUGAGCGCAUUCACCACCAAGCGACACACGGUUCAUGGUGCCGAUGACACAUUGGCCAGUACGGUCCGAUUGAAGAACGGUGCUAUUGGUGUCGCCAACUUUACUUUCUGUUCCGCAGGCAUGAAAAGUUUGCGCCUGGAGAUCCACGGUACCAACGGCAGCAUUAUUCUUAAAAACGACACAGAUGUGGAGCUGUUUAAUGAGCAAGGAGAAUCUGUGGACACGCAGUAUAUAAAGGAUCUUGCCCAGGAAGUGUCGAGCGGCGGAUUCACUGAUGUGGAAGGUGAACUGUACAAUUUGUAUCAAACCUUACGUCACGGAGCCAAGCUCGGUAUUUCUAUCGAUGACUGUUUCCACCACUUGGCUUUCUUCAUUGCUGCUUUGGAAUCUGCACGUGAAAUGAAGGCCGUAAAGUUACCAGAGAUUGAGGAAUAGAAAUAGAAAAUAAAAAACCGAACGCUUCAUGCUAAUGACGAAGAUUGUCUGUCAAGUAAUUCCCAUUGGUCGUCGUCGUCAUCGUCGUAUUGAGCUGGAGCGUGGUAUCGCCAAGUCUUAUUUUCUCUACCACCUGGAAUCCAUCGCAACAGUCCCGAGCCACGUAGCAGGCUUUGACCAACUAGGGGAAAAAAGCAACCCAUGUUUAGCCCAACACCCGUCAGCAUAUAAAAUAUGAGAAAAAAGAGCUUUUACCACAUGUGCCACAGCAGAAACACCAGCAGAGACCUGACAGAAACAGUAGGCAAAUACCUAAUAUCAGCAGUGACAGCUCUAGAU